AUGGAUGCAAGCUCCGAAGAGAAAGCGGAAUUUGAAGGAGAGGAGAUUGAGUAUUUGAGCUAUGGAGGUGAGCACCACCUGCCUCUCAUCAUGAGCUUGGUCGAUCAAGAACUCAGUGAGCCUUACUCCAUCUUCACCUACCGAUAUUUCGUCUAUCUUUGGCCCCAACUCUCCUUCCUCGCUUUUCACAAGGGUAAAUGCGUGGGAACUGUGGUGUGCAAGAUGGGAGAACAUAGAAAUACUUUCAGGGGCUACAUUGCCAUGUUAGUUGUAAUCAAGCCUUAUCGUGGAAGAGGCAUUGCCACUGAACUUGUUACCAGAUCAAUUAGAAUGAUGAUGGAAUCAGGCUGUGAAGAGGUUACACUGGAAGCAGAAGUCACGAAUAAAGGAGCACUGGCACUUUAUGGCCGUCUUGGGUUUAUCAGGGCAAAAAGGCUUUUUCACUACUACUUGAAUGGAGUCGAUGCUUUCCGUUUGAAGCUAUUAUUUCCUCGCCAAGAGUUACACUUUUCUGGGCCCAUGAUGACAAAUACAGAUGCAAGUCAUGAACACACUGAUCUGGACAACACUUGAAGAAUGUGCAGGUGUUCAUUACGGCUUGUGAUUUAGAUUUUAUAUUUCAUAGUCAGGGAUGCACAACUGUUGUAGUUUCCACCCUUAAAUUUGUUCAUUGUUAGAUAUAAAAGUUUGUUGUUGUUUUAUUUUUAUUUUUAUUUUUAUUUUUGGUUUUUAAAUGGAUAGUGAGGAUAUGCUUGAAUUUUUGUAUGAAGUUUGUUUAUGUUAGCAACUCUUGUUCAUGGUUAUUGCAGAGUCUUUCUUUCCCCUUCUUCUCCUGUCC
This is a messenger RNA of Durio zibethinus, 838 nucleotides long. RefSeq names its product N-alpha-acetyltransferase MAK3-like. The record is from RefSeq and is a predicted model, not a curated record. Lineage: Eukaryota; Viridiplantae; Streptophyta; Magnoliopsida; Malvales; Malvaceae. Gene Ontology annotation, biological process: N-terminal peptidyl-methionine acetylation. Gene Ontology annotation, cellular component: NatC complex. Gene Ontology annotation, molecular function: protein-N-terminal amino-acid acetyltransferase activity.